Messenger RNA from Aspergillus glaucus CBS 516.65, 874 nucleotides. RefSeq names its product Ran family GTP-binding nuclear protein. Bases 1 to 651 code for a protein of 216 amino acids. Gene Ontology annotation, biological process: protein import into nucleus; ribosomal subunit export from nucleus. The transcript has 5 exons. Lineage: Eukaryota; Fungi; Ascomycota; Eurotiomycetes; Eurotiales; Aspergillaceae. Gene Ontology annotation, cellular component: nucleus; cytoplasm. The record is from RefSeq and is a predicted model, not a curated record. Gene Ontology annotation, molecular function: GTPase activity; GTP binding.
AUGGCUGAAGCGCAGGCCCCACCAACCUUCAAGCUCGUCCUCGUCGGUGACGGUGGUACUGGAAAGACCACCUUCGUCAAGCGCCACCUGACUGGUGAAUUCGAGAAGAAGUACAUCGCGACUCUCGGUGUCGAAGUCCACCCUCUUACUUUCACCACCAACCUGGGUACCAUUCAGUUCGACGUGUGGGACACUGCUGGUCAGGAGAAGUUCGGUGGUCUCAGAGAUGGUUACUAUAUCAACGGCCAGUGCGGUGUGAUCAUGUUCGAUGUGACCUCCCGUAUCACCUACAAGAACGUUCCCAACUGGCACCGUGACCUCGUCCGUGUCUGCGAGGGUAUCCCCAUUGUCCUGACCGGUAACAAGGUCGAUGUUAAGGAGCGUAAGGUGAAGGCCAAGACCAUCACCUUCCACCGCAAGAAGAACCUGCAGUACUACGAUAUCUCCGCCAAGUCCAACUACAACUUCGAGAAGCCUUUCCUCUGGCUUGCUCGCAAGCUUGUCGGCAACCCUCAGCUGGAAUUCGUUGCUGCCCCCGCUCUUGCUCCUCCCGAGGUGCAGGUCAACCCCGAGCUCCUCGAGCAGUACCGGAAGGAGAUGGACGACGCUGCUCAAAUGCCCCUCCCCGACGAGGACGACGCCGACCUGUAAGCGGCUGGUGAACGCGAGUCUUUGGAGGAUUUUCUGUGAUUCUUUCUCGUGGCUGCGAUGCUCCGCAACCUACUAGCUUCGUGAUAUAAAGCCUCGAAUAACGAAUGCAACGAUAGCGGUCGGUGGAUGGGCCCGAGGAUGUUUGGCACGAUUAUGCAUUUGAUUUUCCUUACAAAUAGUAGUUAGACACAUUUCAAUAUUCUUUUGCUUCCGAACGACACGA